AUGAAUAAUUAUUUCAGUCUAUCAUCAACAUCAGCAAACGAUCUUUUUUCAAGCAAUGCAACAACGAACACUACCAAUGCUGGAUCAUCGACAACUGAUGACCAACAAACAACAAAUAACGAUGUUAACAAUUCAACAUCAUUCCUUUAUGACAAUGAUUAUAAUCGAGGUGGAUUUUCAUCACCAUUCGAUCGAAUAACAUUUCCUAAUCCAACAGCACAUAAAGAUCAACUAAUGAAUUCAUAUUCAAAUUUUACUAUGAUGCAAGCAGCAGCUGCAUCUAUUUCGAGUUCAGCAUCUCACCAUCAUCAUUUACAACAGCAGCAACAACAACAGCAACAACAAAUUCAUCUUCAACAACAUCAAUCAACAAAUGAUUAUCUUUUACCACCGCCAAAUGGUACUACGUCAUGGAAACAAUCGGAACCAAUAUCAUCAUCAUCGAUAACUGCUACACCAGGCAAUGAUAUGAUGCCACCAACAGCAAUACCAACAUCUCAUCCUCAUCAUCAUCAAUUAUCAAAUUUUCCUAUGGCAGUUACAAAUCCAAUGCUUUAUUAUGCACAUCCAUGGAUGAGACCAGAAUUCAAUUUUGAGCAUAAACGUACACGUCAAACAUACACACGUCAUCAAACACUUGAGUUAGAAAAAGAAUUUCAUUACACAAAGUAUUUAUCACGUCGACGACGCAUUGAAAUUGCUGGUGGUCUUGGAUUAACCGAACGACAAAUCAAAAUUUGGUUUCAAAAUCGUCGUAUGAAAUGGAAAAAAGAAAAUAAUUUUGCAUCACUCAAUGAUCCUAAGGUUAAACUAGAAGCAAAUGCAACAAGUCAUGCUAGUAUUGGACAGAAUCAUCAUCCACAUGCGAUGUCAACAACUGAUGCAUCAUCAUCAUCAUGGGUAUCGGGUACAAACGUUAAAAAAGAAAACAAUCCUCAUCUUUCUCAUCAACAUCCUCAUCAAUACGGUAGCAAUGGAAAUAAUAAAUAG
This is a messenger RNA of Rotaria socialis, 990 nucleotides long. NCBI's taxonomy places the organism in Eukaryota, Metazoa, Rotifera, Eurotatoria, Philodinida, Philodinidae. The record is from the annotation of a GenBank genome assembly.